This is a messenger RNA of Rhodofomes roseus, 990 nucleotides long. RefSeq lists its product as uncharacterized. The record is from RefSeq and is a predicted model, not a curated record. The coding region runs from base 294 to 947 and encodes 217 amino acids. Lineage: Eukaryota; Fungi; Basidiomycota; Agaricomycetes; Polyporales; Fomitopsidaceae. The transcript has 4 exons.
UCUGCAUCAACCUCAACUCGUCUCGCCUACCUCAAGGUUGUAUCUCAAGGUCAUGUACUCAUCGCACGCGGAACCGGCUGUGCUAUCCUGCCCUACCCGUCAACGAUUGACUACUGAGGCAUACUACGACUCCAAUCAAACCUAUGAUCCUUACCUUGUUGUAAACCCACCACCGUCCCCUCUCCAGUCAGACUAUUGUGGAUGGACUUCGUCCAAUUAUCCGCUGUACAUGUAUCCCGAUUCGGAGGGUUUUCCUUCCGCUCCCGCACAGUUGGGCGACACAAAGCACGAAGAUGUGGAUCGUCCGGUGGUUCCCGGUCUUAGUCCCUCGGGGAGUCGAAGCCCCAGUCCUAGCGGGAGCGCCGAAGGCACCGUUGUGUAAGCAUGUCACAACAACCAUUUUCCUCCGCCGCCUCAUUGAUUAUGCUUGCGGACGCAGCGGCUCGCCGCCAACGACUAUUGUAGACAUCGAAGGCGAGAAAUACCAGUGGAGCCCGUCGAAUGACCAACAUAUUCCGCUCUACACACAGAGCUUGACUCCGUAUUCCUAUGCAUCACCGUCAAGUGUGGACGACACACGCCCGAUUUGUCGAUUUGGUACCAACUGCGGGGAGCUCAUCCAGGACGUCAGUCUUCGGGGCGUUGAGCAGCAUAUACAGCAGCAUCAUAUCGAUGAAGAUGGCUUCCGCAUCCAAUACAGUGAAUCGACAACGUAUCUGGUCUGCCUGUGGCCGACGGACAGAGGACGAUGCCAGGCGAUGCGGGACAUCGUUGGACUCUGCGAACAUAUUAUCUCGACGCACCUGAUCGACCCCAAUGCCGAAUGGCUACCAUACGCGCCUCAUGAAUCACCCGUGGCCACAGUCGCGUGCGAGCAGCUGUGUCGAUCGCCAGAGACAUAUUGCUCAGAUCUCGCAGAUAUUGCUAAUGAACAGUGUAUGGCAUAGAUAUUCGCAUCGACCACAUAGACAUGGAUGUACACUAUCCCUG